CAUAUCAUUUUUUUUUGUCCACUAUUCAUCUAUCUAUCUUCUUCUUCUUCUUCAAUUCAUUUUGUUGUUGCAUGAUAUUAAGUUUUGUGACCAUAUAAUAUAAUAUGGCACAAAAUGAUAAUAGCCAAGGUCUAACAGAAGAAGAAUACAAAGAACUUGAACCAAUCAUAAAAAAAUACCACAAAUUCGAACCAAUCUCAUCAAACACAUGCUCUUCAAUCAUAACCUACAAAAUUCAUGCACCAACAAGCAUAGUGUGGCCAUAUGUAAGAAGCUUCGAAAAUCCACAAAAAUACAAACAUUUCAUAAAAGGUUGUAACAUGAAAGGUGACGGAAAUGUUGGAAGUAUAAGAGAAGUAUCGGUUGUUUCGGGUUUGCCAGCUUCAACAAGCACUGAAAGACUUGAAAUUUUGGAUGAUGAAAAACAUGUACUAAGUUUUAGAGUUGUUGGUGGUGAACACCGACUUCAAAACUAUCGUUCGGUUACUUCGGUGAAUGAGUUCAUUAAUAAUGAAGGUAAGGUUUAUACUAUUGUUUUGGAAUCUUAUAUUGUUGAUAUUCCUCAUGGAAACACUGAAGAAGAUACCAAGAUGUUUGUUGACACUGUUGUCAAGCUUAAUCUUCAGAAACUUGGAGUUGUCGCAAAUUCAAACAUGCAUGACAAUAAUAUAUGAUUCAUGUUUUAAUUUAUUAAUUCAUUAUUUAGGAAUAUUGAUCUCAUGGACUCUUUAAUAUGUUUGAGUUCAUUAGUUAUUACUAUUGGUUAGUAUUAAUUAAUUACUAUAAUAAUGCAUGUUUCAUUUUCAUUGUUUUUCUUAUUCUUAAUUGAUAUUCUUCUCUCAU
Messenger RNA from Cicer arietinum (chickpea), 843 nucleotides. RefSeq names its product abscisic acid receptor PYL2. Gene Ontology annotation, molecular function: protein phosphatase inhibitor activity; signaling receptor activity; abscisic acid binding. Gene Ontology annotation, cellular component: cytoplasm; nucleus. The record is from RefSeq and is a predicted model, not a curated record. NCBI's taxonomy places the organism in Eukaryota, Viridiplantae, Streptophyta, Magnoliopsida, Fabales, Fabaceae. Gene Ontology annotation, biological process: abscisic acid-activated signaling pathway.